GCAUACCGAGCUAAUAGCCUCUUCAUUGAAAUGCAGCUGCUCGAGCGGCUUCUGGCCGGCGGAUGAAAGGUCGGUCGUGACCGGGGCAGCUCCUCUUCCUCAUGCUCCUCCUCCUCCGGCUCCAGCUCCUCCUCGGGCACAAAGCCAUCUCUUUUGUUGCUCUGUACCCUGUGCUCCUCCACGCGGUGCUGCAAGCUCCAAAAACUCGGAAUACCGGGAGAUCCGACUGCGAGGGAGAGGGCUCGCCCCGUGGCGCACGCGAGAACUGCCUGUUCCGACAUGUCAGCCGACUGCGCGAGAUCGUCGCCGGAGACGGGCGGCCGCGUGCUCAGCGGAGCGCAGGACUACGCAUGUCCGAUUGCGAACAUUCCUGGGAAGUUGACGACCGGCUUUGGCUUGGAGCCCGGUGGCGCGCAUGGACUCGGGGCACCAGGGCAGGACGAACGGCAUGAGCAGGAAUCGAAAAAGCCCCGGAGAAAAGACACGCCGGUGCUGAAGGCCCCGCCGCUGCUCCCCGGGGUGAAGCUGAUUAAAGAGAAACGAUGUGUGAUUCACAUGGAGGACGAGGAGAAAGACUGAAAGAAUUAGCUUUCUUGGUAGCCAAGGCCUAGUGGUCUGCAAAUUCUCUUUUAGGAAACACGUGAGCUUGUGUGUUAGUACUCAACCCCUUUCAUGCUUUGCUUUUUAUAUAAUAAAGACACAAAUCCCUUA
Paramormyrops kingsleyae is the source of this 711-nucleotide messenger RNA. RefSeq names its product protein phosphatase 1 regulatory subunit 17 (gene ppp1r17). Gene Ontology annotation, molecular function: protein phosphatase inhibitor activity. NCBI's taxonomy places the organism in Eukaryota, Metazoa, Chordata, Actinopteri, Osteoglossiformes, Mormyridae. The record is from RefSeq and is a predicted model, not a curated record. Gene Ontology annotation, biological process: regulation of phosphatase activity.